This is a messenger RNA of Serinus canaria (Common canary), 1692 nucleotides long. RefSeq names its product dynein axonemal heavy chain 11 (gene DNAH11). Gene Ontology annotation, molecular function: ATP binding; dynein light intermediate chain binding; minus-end-directed microtubule motor activity. The record is from RefSeq and is a predicted model, not a curated record. Lineage: Eukaryota; Metazoa; Chordata; Aves; Passeriformes; Fringillidae. Gene Ontology annotation, biological process: microtubule-based movement. Gene Ontology annotation, cellular component: dynein complex.
GACCGGGCCGCCUCCGCUCCGCCGGCCGAGGGAGCAGCGCCGUGCCCCGGCUGCGGCAGCGGGAAGGGCCCGGGGAAGCCAUCCCCAGGGAGACGGGAACGCGACAAGGUUCUAAUUCCAGGACACUGCUGCAUGCAGUUGAAUCAAUGGUGGUCACAGCAGAUUCCUGACACCGUGGGAAGGGAUUCUGCUCUUCUUCUUCUUCUUCUGCAUGGUCGUCACACAGACCUCCAAACUGAGCUGAACUUCUGGAAAGCAAGAAAAUACAACAGUUUAUUUAAAAAUAAACAAUGUUUUGGUGCCAUGAUGCCAGGGCAGCAUUGAUGAUUGGACUAAAACCCAGUGGAGAGAGAUUAAUGUGGAACAGAUGGAUGUGAAGCUCAGAAGGUUUGCCAAGGCAGGUUCCACAGCCAUCUAUUUCUGCAAUUUAUCUGUCUCAGUGCCACCCCUUCCUCACUCUUCCCACCCACUUGGAUGUUUCGGUCAGGCUUUCAGUAGCAGAAGACCUUCUCAGGUCUUCAGGGACUCCAGUUACAUAAAGGUAGAAGAUGAAGUCCAAAGUGUAGUUGUCAAUGCUGUGCAUGAGUUGAGUACUGAAAAGAUGCAAGCAAUUCUGAAGAGUAAAUAUGUGGUAUAUUUCAUUGCACAUUGAAAGGCUGACAAAGUAAAUUAAACAUGGCAGAUUCUGCCAUUUCCAUUUGGAUGGAAUUUCAAUGAAUGUGGUAUCUUCAUCAGAGUAAUUAUCUGCGUUGUUUUCCUUUCACAUGGACUGGAAGCUGCUGGUGUCACAAUUUGAGACCAAGAUCUCAGUUGGUGACUGACAUAACAAAUAAAGAAAAUGUCAUGGAAGCUUUGAGAAAGCCAAAGGUGUAUGAAAGCUCUGCAGCAGAGGCUCUCCACCUAGCAGUGAGUGGUGUUCCUGCAGGACCAGCUGGCGCAGAGAAGACAGAGACCAUGGAAGAUUUGGGCUCUGCCCUUGGUAUGAUGGUGGAAAUUUUCAACUUUUCAGAAUACAUGGAUUCAAGAACCUGUGCCAUGGCUGUCCCUGACAUUGAACUGGUCUCUGAAAUGAUGUUGGCUGCUGAAGGGUUUAUUUAUGCCUGUCUGUUAGCCAGAAUGUUCAUCACCUUCUACCCUCUCUGCAGGGAGCUGCUCCCUGAACAGGGCUGUUAUGACUGGGGACUUCAUGCUAUCAAGUCAGUUUUGGUAAUUCUGAAACAAGGAGAUAAGAACAGACCUGAGGACCAUGUGCUUAUUUGCAUCUUAAGAGACUUCAAUUUGCAUAAAAUAGUGACAGAUGAUAUCCCAAUUUUCACAGGCAUGAUCAGUGACCUGUUUCUGUCUCUGGAUGUUCUGAGGAUGGGGAACCUACAGUCUGAGCAGAUGGUUAAACAAUCUACCCUGGAGCUGUACUUGCAGCCAGAAGAGAACUUUAUUCUCAAAGAUGUUCAGCUGGAGGAGCAACCAUCAGUGUGUCACUCUGUGUUUGUGGGUGGAAUUGCAGGGAGUGGGAAGGGCAAGGUUCUGCAAAUUCUUCAUCACAUGUAUGUGAACACAAAAGAAAUGCCCCUUUGGAAUUAACUUAAUGCAGAAGUUCUGACAGCUGAUGAACUGUGGGGUUUUAUACACCAGGAAACCUGAGAGUGGAAAGAUGGUCAGCCUUCUCAAGGCAUCGAUGGAAGGCGAGUGUAG